This is a messenger RNA of Branchiostoma floridae (Florida lancelet), 3025 nucleotides long. RefSeq names its product arginine/serine-rich protein PNISR-like. Gene Ontology annotation, molecular function: RNA binding. NCBI's taxonomy places the organism in Eukaryota, Metazoa, Chordata, Leptocardii, Amphioxiformes, Branchiostomatidae. The record is from RefSeq and is a predicted model, not a curated record. Gene Ontology annotation, cellular component: nuclear speck; presynaptic active zone.
AUGGAAUAUCUCACACAUUCGGUAAUUUCCGGAGAUCGUCGUGAAUUUCCGAUUGAUGACGGCGAGAGACGGAGGCAGUCAGCCGAGUGGGAGCAAGACCCAUCCAGGAGUGUUUGACACAGCCGGUAGACAGAGAUGUGGCCUGCUCAGCCCCAGCAGUGGGGGCAGUGGCCUCCCACUCAACCCAACCCCAUGUACCCACAGUCUUCAGAUGGCACCAUAGACUGGGCUGCCCUAGCCCAGCAGUGGAUCGCCCAGAAGGAGGCCCAGGAAGCCAUGACGGUGCAGCAACCGCCCGCGGUCCAGCCGCCACCGCCCGCCGAGGGAUCUGGUCCGCCGACGUCGGACGGGCAGCCGCCUGCGAGUACGCCUGGUGAUACUAAUGGGAGUGGGAUUGCGUCAGCAGGCAUGGGGUAUAGUCAGGCUAAUAUGCAGCCUUACAUGUCAGACACAUGGGCGCAGCCAGCCUGGCCUCCCAUGCAGGCAGGCUGGAUGGCCCCACCCCCAAACGCCCAGCCCCCACCCCCAGGGGAGGAGGGAUCCCAGCCCCAGACGUUCGACUACGGGCACGGCGGCAUGCAGACGUUCGACCACAACCACGGCAGCCAGUUCCCGCCGCCGGAGAGGUUUGAUUACAACCACGGCGGAGCGGCUUCAGCCGGGCAGUAUGGGUACCAGCCACAGGGCUAUGGUGAGAUGUACAACCAGUACUGGCAGGGGGCUCCGGCACCUGUACCCCCUCCCAGGGAACGAGACUUCAGGGGGGCGGGGAGGGAGCGGGAACAGCGCAGAGACCGGUCGCCCCCCUCCCCAUCCGGAGAGGCUGCCACCACCUUAGACGCAGCCAAGCGUAAGAUCCUUCCCGCGUGGAUCCGGGAGGGUCUGGAGAAGAUGGAGAGAGAGAAACAGAAGGCACAGGAGAGGGAACAGCGUGAGAGGGAGCAUGCACAGAGACUGGAACAGCAGAAGGAGGGAGGGAAGGAAGGACUGGGGGACGACACACAGGCAGCAUCCCCAAAAUCUCUCCUGAAGAGCAAAUAUGACUCUGAUGAAGAAGAAGAAGAAGAGAAGUCCAAAGCUGCAGAAGAGUCAGGUGACGAGCAGCCGGCCAAGAACAAAUGGGAUGACAGUGAAGAGGAGGAGGAAAAAACUGAGGAGGAGAAACAAUUGGAAUUUGCUCUCAAAGUGCGGCAGAUGCUAACAGAAGUGCUUUUGGAAGUCACUAAUGAAGAAAUGGGGAAAGUUGCUCGGGAAGUCUACCAGCGUGCAAAAGAGAAAGUGGCAAAAGCCCCUGCAAAGCAGCUAGCACAGUCCACUGCUCUGGCUUCUAUCAGCAGCCUUGGUAUCGGUGCGUACGGCUCGGACAGCGAGGACUCGAACGGAGGGGAGGAGGACGAGGAUGUGGACUCGGACGUGGAGCUGAUGGAGACGAUUCGCAGGAAGCAGGAACUGCACCGCCAGAGGGAGCUGCUGAUCGCACAGGAACCCGACACGGAUGACAUAUUUCUGGAGGAUCGCAAAGUCAAGGCCACCAGGAACGAAUCCGUAAGUCCCAAAAAGGAGCCGGAAUUCGAACGGAAACACUCGGAGCAUUCCAAGUGGGACCAGCUGCCCGCUGCGGUGAAAUCCCAGGAGAACAACCAUUUUGGGAAAGGGGGGGAAUCUGAUUCAGAGGAGAGGGGGUCUCAGGACGAGGUAAAACAGGAGGGGGGUGGGGAGAAAGACGGGGAGGACAGUGACGAAGUACCGAAACGACGCAAAUCUAUGGUUGAAGUUGUCAAAAGGGAGGAGGACGACAGCGACUCAGUAGAUAGCAGCAGUGACAGUAGUUCUAGUGACGAGGAGAAGUCUAGCUCGAGCUCGGAAGAAAGAUCUAGGAAGAAGCGACGGAAGGAAAGUAGGGGUUCCUCCAGGAGAAAGAGCAGGCACUCGAGAAGUCGUAGCAGGUCACCGAGACACAAGCGACGGAGAGACAGGAGUGAGAGUAGAGAUAGGAGCAGGAGUAGGGACAGGGAGCACAGACGACGGAGUUACAGGAGUAGGAGUGGGGAAAGGAGUAGAGACAGGGACAAGAAGAGUAAGAGGGGGAAAGACAAGGACAAGAAAAGGGACAAGAGGGACCGUAGUGAGGACAGGGACAGGAAAAGGGACAGACGGGAAAGUGUUAGGGAGAAAGACAGAAACAGGUCACCCAGUGCCAGUUCAGAAAGUGACGAUUCUCUCAUGAAAUCGAAGAGUAGUCGCCACAGGUCGAGAAGUAGGUCCCCGAAGCACAAGCGUUCGAGAGGGGAAAAGGAGGGGAGGGACAGGAAAGGGGGUCGGGAGGAGGGCGACGAGUCUCGCUCGCAGUCGGACGAUUACGAGGACGAAAGGCCCAGGGAAAAGCGGAAAAAGGACCACCACCAAAGUCGGAGUCGCUCGCGGACGCCCAAGAAGUCGCACAAGUACAGCCGGUCAAACUCGCGGAAGCACAGCCGAUCCUACUCGCCCGAAAGGUCUGGUAAGAAGUCCGGUCGAAAACACAAGUCUAGAUCCCGCUCAAGAUCUGUGUCGCCGAAACGGCGGAAGCACUAGGACUGCGUAAGACUUUCCUUAGAACAAAAUCUUCUGAUCAAUUUCGAGUAUCAUAGGUUAUAAGAUAAGACGUUCAUAUGACUUUUGAAGCUCAUAGAACAAAGUGUUCACUCAACGUUCACCCCAUUAAUAACAAAAUUAAACUUUUUUAUGCAAAAACUGUGUGUUGUCUAGGCAACAUGUCUCCUUAGCAACAAUGAAAUCCAGGCAGAGAGAACAAUUCUGCACAUAGAUCUGCCACUGAGUAAAGUGUGGUUUAUGCAAAUUUGUGACAACUUCCACUGAAUUGGUUUCGUGUAAUUACGGUAAGAGUAAUUCCUCCGCCUUUUGCUAUAGCAAGGUCGGAACCCAUUUUAGCAAAUGAGUGUUUCCGUGCACUGCGAUGACUACAGAUGUGAUUAGGAAAAUACCACUGUGUAAUAUUGUCAAUAAACUGUAAGAAUUGUCUGAA